CUUCCGGAUUAGCCACUGUAUCAUCCGGUUAGCUAACGCAGAGGUUUCAUCUCAUUCAACAUUCAGCUACUUCGCAUAAUCUCUUCAAAAUAUCCCCACGCCGUCCUUAGCAAGUUUUGAAUAAGCACAAAAAUGGCAGAGGCCCUUCAAAAGAAAUUGAAAGCGGAAGUAGAUAAAUUUACUUUGAUGCAGAAGGAUGUUAGCAAGAGCAUGUCAGCCAGACAGAAGCUGGAAACGCAACUGGCAGAGAACAACAUUGUCAAAGAGGAGCUUGACCUGCUGGACACCACAAACACAGUGUAUAAACUUAUUGGCCCAGUAUUAGUGAAGCAAGACUUGGAGGAGGCCAAAGCCACCGUCACCAAAAGGCUGGAGUACAUCAACGGAGAGAUUCAAAGGUAUGAGACUCUCUUGAAAGACUUGGAGAAGAAAUCUGAUCAGCACCGAGAGCUCUUGUCCAGUUUACAGCAGGAGUAUCAGAAAGCUCAGGGUCUGGCUGUUGGCAAAGUCUGACCAAGUGAUCCGGCUACAUGCACGCACGCACGCACACACACGCACGCACGCACGCACACACACACACAACCGGUUAUUCAUGAUUUAAUGUUAGACCUUAAACAUAAGGCUGAGAAUACUCUGCCUGUAUCAUGUCAGUUAUUUGUUUAUCAAAGUGACUUCUCCUUUGUUGCUAAUAAACUUGUUUUUCAUGAAA
Molecule: messenger RNA, 709 nt
Organism: Pungitius pungitius (ninespine stickleback)
Lineage: Eukaryota; Metazoa; Chordata; Actinopteri; Perciformes; Gasterosteidae
Gene: pfdn6
Product: prefoldin subunit 6
Exons: 4
Coding region: 133-513 (126 amino acids)
Biological process (GO): protein folding; chaperone-mediated protein complex assembly
Cellular component (GO): cytoplasm; prefoldin complex
Molecular function (GO): protein-folding chaperone binding
Source: RefSeq, a predicted model, not a curated record